GUCUUGAAGCUGCACACUAAGUUGGGGAAGCCCAUCCCUACCAUUGAACCAGUGCUGGGGGACUCCAGCUCGGCCCAGGCCACCUGCACCAGCAAGCCGGCCCCCGUCGCCACGGAGAGUCCCCCCAUGGCCUCUGCUAAGCCCACAGCCCCUGCUGGCCCCGGCGUGUGCGCCCUGAGCAAGCCAGCACUGGCCAGGAGCGUGGGGCCUUCCAAGCCUCAGGCGGCGAGCAGCAGGGCCCCAAAGGGCAAACGGGCACACCCCGCACCAGAUGGGCCCAGAGAUCCGCCCGCCAGAGGAGACUCUGCAGAAGCUUCUGGAAGCUGUGAUGCGCAGCCAGUGGGCCCAGACUAUGUGGAAGAGGUGCGCAACGAGGAAGGCAAGGUGGUCCGGUUCCAGUGCAGGCUGUGCGAGUGCAGUUUCGGCGACGCCACGGCCAGGGACACGCACGUGCGGGGACGGCGGCACUUGCUGCAGCGCAAGAAAAAGGUGGACCCUGACCUCCCGUUUGCAGUGAAGCCCAGCCACAGAGCUCGGAAGCUGCUGGAGGCCAGGCUGAGGAAGCAGAGGCAGCUGACCAGGAAGCGGCUCGAGGAGAUGCGGUGCUGGCACGAGCAGCUGUGCAGGAGGCGACCGGAGGAGGGGCCCCAGGCCCCGGAUGAGCACCCCGGACCCUCACCACCCGACCAGCACUCUCCUUCCCUCACGAGCAGGCCGGGGGCGCCUGCCAGCUCACCUCUGCGUGCGCGGCGGCCGGAGUCCAGCGACGACCGGCACGUCUUGUAUAAGCACGCCACCAUCUACCCCACGGAGGAGGAGCUCCUGGCCGUGCAGAGGGCCGUGUCCCACUCGGAGCGCGCCCUCAAGCUGGUGUCCGACACGCUGGCCGAGGAGAACUCCACAAGCCCAGAGCACGCGGGCGGUGAGCACAGCGGCGGCUCGUCCUCAGCUCGGGUCCUGAAGGGCGUGAUGCGGGUCGGCCUCCUGGCGAAGGGCCUGCUCCUGCGGGGAGACAGGACGGUGCGGCUGGCCCUGCUCUGCUUGCAGAAGCCCACGCGCGCCCUCCUACAGAGAGUCUCCGAGCAGCUGCCCCGGCAGCUCCCGGUAAGCGGGUAAGCGCCGUGGCCCCCGCGUGCGGCCCCCAGACGGGAUGGCUUUGUUCCCACGCGGUUCUAAGAAACAAGAGACGUGGCUGUUGGACCCAGACCAGGUUGUUUUUAUAAAAAAGUUGAUGAGAGGGGGGAACUUCGGGGUUCCUUUAUAAAGUGAAUUUAGGGUAAAACUCAGAAAUGACGUAACUGUCCCGUCACUAUGGAUGGUGACUUACUAGCCGUUACAGGGGUGAGUGGAGCCGAGCACUGCACAAGGCCCUUGGUGGUGGGGAGUCGAGAGCGGCCCUGU
Molecule: messenger RNA, 1401 nt
Organism: Leptonychotes weddellii (Weddell seal)
Lineage: Eukaryota; Metazoa; Chordata; Mammalia; Carnivora; Phocidae
Source: RefSeq, a predicted model, not a curated record